Metopolophium dirhodum (rose-grain aphid) is the source of this 1559-nucleotide messenger RNA. RefSeq lists its product as uncharacterized. Lineage: Eukaryota; Metazoa; Arthropoda; Insecta; Hemiptera; Aphididae. The record is from RefSeq and is a predicted model, not a curated record. The coding region runs from base 430 to 897 and encodes 155 amino acids. The transcript has 2 exons.
AUUAUUAAAAAUUAUAAUAAUAUAAAAUUUAUAAUUUUGUAAUUUGUUCUAAAGUAAUGUUAGCCGCUAGGUACCUAACAAAAUAUGAAGCAAUUUUAAAAUAAUAUGUAAUUUACAUAAAUCGUUUACACAUACGAAAUUGAUCGCUAAACAAUCUCAGGUUUGUUAAAUGUUAUGUUAUAAAUACAGACUACCUAUGGGCUAUGAAAACAUAAAUCUAUUAUUAUUUAUUACGUUGGAUGCCCGAUGCGGGAUGGCAAGAACAUUGAUAACGUAGACGGGUCCUCGUACCGGCUUAUCUGUGUUUAUUAUGUAUUCUAAAAUACAAAUUUCAAAGAACAAAUUGCUUCUGCAGUCUUUUCAAUUUUUGACAAGUAUAAUUUAAAUCUUAAACAUUUAAGAGGACAAUCGUAUGACAAUGCCAGUAAUAUGGCAGGUAUAUAUAGUGGAUUACAAGCAAGAAUUAAAAAGUCAAGUCCACACGCACAAUUUGUUCCUUGUUCCGCACAUUCACUCAAUUUAGUUGGCACAAAUGCUGCAAGUUGUUGCCAAAAUGCGGUUCAUUUUUUUGACUUACUUCAAAAAUUAUAUGUAUUCUUUUCAUCUUCAACUCAUCGCUGGAAAAUUUUAAAUUCCAAUGUAAAAAGUUUAUCAGAAACAAGAUGGUCAGCUCGAGAUGAUGCUUGUAAAGCAUUAAAUACAAAUAGAGGAUUCAUCAUAAAUGCUCUAGAAAAAAUUGAACAAGAUGUUACAGAAAGACCAGCUACCCGAUGCGAAGCCAAAGAUGAAGAAUAUAUACGUUAUUUAAAUCUGGCAAUUUCAAUUUCAUCUGGACAUUUUAAGAACACAGUAAACAAGCGCAUAAAAAAAGGAAAACAUUCAGUGACGAAAAUAUAGAUGAUGAAGCCAGCAACAGUGACAUAAAUUAUAAGAUAAGUACAUAUUUUGUUAUCUUAGAUAGAAUCAAAAAUGAGCUAGAAAAAAGAAAAAUAGCCUAUGAUCAGUUAUUCGAAAAGUACUCGUUUUUCUUUCAAUUGGAAAAAUUGAACAGCGUAGAAAUCAGAGAACAGGCAAAAUGUCUUCAAGAUAUAUAUGUUGAUGAUUUAGGAAGUUCUUUUCCCAAUGAAUGUGUUCACUUUAAGUCACAUAUAAAGAACCUCAAAGUUGAUGAAAGACCAAAAAAUAUUCAGCAAAUGCUUAUAUUUAUCAAAAAUAAUGAUUUUUCUGAAAUGUAUCCUUACAUUGUUAUUACGUUAAGAAUGUUAUUAUGUACACCAUGUAGUAACUGUUCCACUGAACGGUCUUUUUCAGCUUUAAAGAGAGUUAAAUCAUACCUAAGAUCAAAUAUAAAAGAGGAAAGAUUAAAUGCGUUGGCAAUCCUAAAUAUUGAAAAUGACAUUACAACAAAACUAAAUUAUAACAAUGUUAUUAAUAAUUUUGCUACUAGACAAGCACGUAGAAGAUUUUAAAAGCUGAAAAAGACCUUUUGGAGGAAAAGUUUUUAAAUAACCUCAAUGUUUGAAUAAUGUUCAAUAAAAUUGCAUAAAUUAUUAUUAUUA